Gekko japonicus is the source of this 3083-nucleotide messenger RNA. It is a transcript of the gene CD34, whose product is annotated as CD34 molecule. The record is from RefSeq and is a predicted model, not a curated record. Gene Ontology annotation, cellular component: membrane. NCBI's taxonomy places the organism in Eukaryota, Metazoa, Chordata, Lepidosauria, Squamata, Gekkonidae. Bases 213 to 1316 code for a protein of 367 amino acids. Gene Ontology annotation, biological process: cell-matrix adhesion. The transcript has 8 exons.
UUCAAAAACUCCACCUCAGAAUCCUGAGCUACGAGCACAUCUUUUAGAAGGGAAUCCUACCCCACAAUGUACUGACCUCAAAAGGCUUUAGAAAGAAGAAAGAAACACUCAAGCUUCAGCUACACUGCAGAAACACUAAAAUCCAGGAGGAAUUUGGAGAAACAUUCUGUUUUACUCAUAGGCAGACAUUGCUUAAUAAACCACCUCUGGGAAUGAUGUUACAGUGGAGUUUGACAGCAAGGGAAAGGAGGCAGAUUUUCUGGGCAGCGUUCUGUGUUUUGAGCCUAUUGGAAGAUCAAGUUUCAGGUGUUGGUUCAACAUCCAGUCCUACUGCAUCACCUUCUACUGCAUCACCUUCAGGAAAUUCUUUUUCAAGAGUUUCCACCCCUGAAGUGCCAACAACAGCAUUCAGCGCUCUCUCAACAAAGGCUUCCACUGCCACUACAAAUAGCAAUCAAACAUCAAGAGACAUUUCAAAUAUCACCACCAGCCCUUCAGAUCCUGCUUCAGUGGAGAAUGUAACACUUGUUACAACCCCCCCAACAGGGGGUAAUACAACAUCUGCUCACAUCAAUGGGACAACCACCUCUUCCCUGACUUCAUCUACAGUUCUGCAAAAUGUUUCUUCAACUCAUCAACCAAAUAAUUUCUCUGACUCACCUACCACAGCCCAAGCUGGUGACAGCAGUAUGAUGGGCAACAUCACAUGUUUGAAUAUCAAGCAAGUAACUACUUCUCGUGUGAUUUGCUUGAAGCUCAAUGAGAUCUACUCAUGUGAAGAAUUUAAAGAGAAGAAAGGAGACCACUUUAAAAACAUGAUUUGUGAAAAGAAGUCAAAUCAAUGUGACAUCAAACUGGCAGAUUCAGAGUUGAACAAGGACUGCAUACUGCUAGUUGAAGUUAACAAGAAAGGUGCCGACGUACUAGAUGCUCUCCUACAGAAACAAACUGCUUUGACACAGCUAGGGAUACAAUAUGAAAAACAUGGCAUUGAAAAUCACAAGAGCUAUACCCGGAAGACACUUAUUGCCUUGGUCACCUCUGGUCUGCUGCUAGCAUUUCUGGGAUUGGCUGGAUACUGCCUUAUGAAACGACGGAGCUGGAGCCCCAUGGGAGAGAGGCUGGGUGAAGAUCCAUAUUACACAGAAAAUGGCAGUCAUGGCAACACCGUGAUCCCUGUGGCCUCUCAUGAACAGCCUGAUCUGCAGGAUAAACCAAACCUCAAUGGAGGGGCCCGGGAAAAUGGGACUGGCCAGCCAGCCUCGAAAAAUGGACAGUCAUGCAAGCCCCAUGUUGUUGCUGACACUGAACUGUGAAACAUGCAACAGUCAAAAGUCUCAUUAAAGUGGCUUGAAACAACAAAGUAGAAGGAUAGAGAAGCUAAGAAGCAAAAAGUAUUAUAAAUGGCAUCAUAAUCCUGUUUUGUUUUGAGAAAGUUUCAAAAAAAAACCAUUUUAAAGCAUUUUUUCCCUAAGAGCUGCCACAGGACUUAGCUGUGUACAAGUUUUUGUUUCCUUAGCAAACUACUUCAGUGGGAUUUCUUAUCCGACUGGGCAUAUAUGUUUUUGCUCUUUCUAUUUCAGACCAAAAUGAGAUGUGACUGACCUUUACAACUAUCCCUCCAAAGAAAAGAGCGAGAUUUUGCCUGGAAAUCUAUGGCAUAUUUAUCAUUGUUAGGAAAUUGUUCAAUAGGGAGAAGGACCUUGUAAAGAGAUUUAACUGUAAAUGAAUGGUGGAACAUUUCACACUUGGGUCAGUAGUUCUGAUUCAUGCCAUCAUUUUUAUGUGGUACAGUGAAUCACAGUGCAAUCCUAUGCAUAUCUACUCAAAAGUAAGCCCCAUUAUAUUUAACUGUGUUUAUUCCCAGAAAAGUAUGCAUGGGAAUAAACCCUCACUCUUGUACAUGCUCUAUUGCAUGACCAUGUGGUGAAUCACCAUAACCUGGAUCAACACCUGUUUUGAACAUUGCAAGAUGUGAAGACUUGCCUUUUGGGUGAAUACUGGUACAUUUAUUAGACUAGUUUACCAAGUUAAACUACCAAAAAGAUCAAAUUGAUUUUUUUUAAAAAAGUAUAAAAAACCCACCAAUGAGGUUAUUUCUUUGGUUGAGUUCUACUUGUCAUUCUUACACCCAGUUUAGAAAUUCUUCUUUGCCUCUCUGUUUUUUGUGUUGCUUUGCUUACUGGCAGCAACUCUACAACCUAUCAGAAAUUCAGGGAUUACCUAAUCUGGCAAUCCCUGCGCUACAUAGAAAAAGUUCUUUAUUAGAUUUGCUUCUCAGCAGAAACUAGGUGGCCUUCCAGUUAAAAAACAUUAUCAAGUGUGGCAAAACAGCUUCCAAAACCAAUACUAAAGUGCAGCAGGCAAAUGGCCUGAAAUUACAAAUAUCACUCAUGUGUUCUGUCUGUUCACGAGGUCUCCAUGGGGACUCAGUUUUCAUUGUCCAUAUAAGAACAAGCAAAUAUAAGCAGUGCCAUAGGAAACUUAUGCUUGGCUGUAAAGCAGACAGCUUAAUCCUUAAAAACUUCAUCAAUCCUAUUCAUGUUUAAGUCCCAUUGAAAUGAAUGGGACAAAGUAAUCACUAGUCUUUAUUAUGUGCAAUAGGAUUGAAGCAAAACUAAUAGUGCGGGCCUAAACAGAAUUAAACCUUUUAAAGCCAAUUGACUUGAAUAAAUUUAGAAGAGUAUAAAUGUUGUUAGGAUCACACUGUAACUUUCUUUGGAUUGGGUCUUCUAAUGUAUUUCUUAAAAGAACAUUUUGGAGGUGUACUUACACCUGUAAAUCCAAGUUUUGGCUUUAAUAAUUUUUGAUAUCUCAGGUUCUGUGGAUUGGUUAAACCCAAUAUAUUAAUUGUUCCCUUUCCCUGCCCUGCUAGGAAGCUGUUUCCCCAUUUUGUGUUUUAUUGCCCUUCCCAAGUUCAACGACAUCUAAGCUUUUUUCCAGAGGGUAAGCCUGUUGGUCAGCAGUAGAACCGUUAGAUUCAAGUCCAGUAGCAACAUAGACACAAACAUGAUUUUCAGGGCAUGUCUUUCUUCUAUAAUCAAGCUGAUUACAAUAUGCAUUGUACCUUAGCAUUCUUUACA